CCUCCAGUAGGGGGCAGUAAUGAAACACUUAAUAGAUGCAAGCUACCGUUUUCAAAUUCAACGAAGAGGAAGGAGGACUUUCACUCUUUAGCUCAGUUACACAACAAUUCUCUCUAAACACCCACGACUACAACAAGACUGUGAGAUGGUUUUGACACAUAGAUGACCUGCAGCCUGCAACGCUUAUGACCGACAGAGAGUCUCACAUUUAGCAGGUCUAAUUUGAGGUUCAACACACAGGGUGACCCAUGCUUUCUGAUGAGCUUGACUCCAAACCAGAGCUGCUGGUGCAGUUUGUGCAGAACGCGUCCAUCCCGUUGGUGCAGGGUCUGGAGGACUGUGACUCCAAACACUCCUGCCUUCCUCUGCUGACUCCAGCUGAGAGCUCGCUGUGCAGCCCGCUGGAGCUCACAGACGGAGGCCUGAGCCAUGAGCCUGAGAGUUCUCCCUCCCUGUCAGAGUUCGGAGGUGUGUCAGUGCGAAGCCCGUUAGUGGUCCAGACACACUCUCAUCCACGGGCCUCACCCAGCCCGCCACCCAUCCUCCAUGACCUACAACAGUCAGACAGCACUUCCUAUGUCCUACUGAACCUCGCAAAAGGCAUCACAGCCUCCUCAGAGUCCCUGAUCUUCGCCGCAGAUGGCGCCGGGGAGGAUGACGACGAGGGGGUCUCAUCAGGGGACUAUGGGAUAGAUGGCAGUGCUCCCUGGUAUCUGCGGGUACAGGAGCUGGCACACGACAGCCUGAUUGCCGCCACGCGGGCACAGCUUGCGAGAGAUGCUAAGGCCAGCCAGGACGCCAGAGCUGCAAGUGUCACUAACGGCGAUCACACACACAGUUUGACAGCAGAUGGGGACAAGCGAGAGCUGCCGUCUCGGACCAGCCGCCCCCUCUCCAAGCAGAUCCUCCGCUGCUCGUUCGAGGGUUGCUGCAGGACGUUCACCUGGCCGGCUCAUCUCAAAUACCACCUCAAAACACACAGGAACGACCGAAUGUUCAGGUGCGGCGCGGAGGGCUGCGGGAAGAGUUUCUACGUGCUGCAGAGGCUGCAGGUUCACAUGAGGACUCACAACGGCGAGAAGCCCUUCAUCUGCAAGGAGAAGAACUGUGGCAAGAAGUUCACCACGGCUGGAAAUUUGAAGAACCACAGACGCAUCCACACAGGAGAGAAGCCUUUUCUGUGCGAAGCAGAUGGUUGUGGGCGAUCCUUUGCAGAGUAUUCCAGUCUACGAAAACACAUGCUCGUACAUUCUGGUGAGAAGCCUCAUCACUGUGGGAUCUGUGGGAAGACGUUCUCUCAGUCUGGCAGCAGAAACGUCCACAUGAGGAAGAGACACGGAGAGGAGGGGCUCGGCAGUGAAAGCAGAGAAACGGGAGAGGCUCUUACACAAAGCAGCCUGCUGGAGGCGGACGGUGAAAACGGAGACGGUAUGGUCACCAUGACAACAACUGUUGAACCCAUGAAUCUUCACCACGCCAUGCUGAGAUCACCAGGCUCUGCAGACUCGGUGGUUGUUCUCUCUCAGCCACAUGAAUUGGUGACCAUGACGACCGAAGGCCAUGCAUAUGGAGAAGAUGUGGUGGCGCUGCUUUAGUCUGCCAUCAUGAAAAAAAAUGUCACACACUGCCUAUUUCCACAGCGCUAGACUGACAGUCUCAGUGGACUUAACGCAGACAUCUUUUUGUAAAUAGAUUAAUCGCUGACUUUCACCCCUGUAGAUAUUUGUAAUUAGCCACCGAUGAUGGUUUUAUUUUGACAAGCGAGAAACGGCAAAGUUUGUACAAACAACCUUUUUUCCUCAAGUUUUUGAAAACAAAUACUCCCAAAGAAAUACUGAGACGGGUUUGAAAAGUUUAUGAAAAUAUAAUGCAUUAUCAUUGUAAACAGCAGUGUGAGGUUGAAAUGAAGUGAUGAUAAUGAGUCCCACUUAUCUCUAAAUUUCUUCCAAUGGCUGAUAUGAUUGCCUGUCAAAUUUAAAUGUACCAUUAUGCUUAUUACUAACUACAAAAACCAGGACAAUAAAAACUACUGAAGCUCAGUACAUCAUGUUGCUGCAUGUAAACACUGGUCUUGCACAACCAGCCAGGCCACCCGGUUUAUCAGCCGGAGGAAAACAUCCAUCUCAAACAAAUUGUGUAUCUAGUAAUGCUCAAAACGGAGUGUUAUUGGUAACAUCUUUCACUCAAAUGUCAACCUCCAGUGCUUCACUUGUUCUUUGAGUAAGGCAACACAUUGCUCAUUUACAGCUCAAUAUAUUACACUUGAGAAUAAUUGCUUUUUAAAAAAAAAUUAAGAAUUACUCAUGGGGUUAGCUCUGCCCUCAUAAAACAAACUGCAACUGUCUGGGGCCGUAAGAUAAGGUAGUGCACAUUACCCGUGUUUGUUAUUGAGCACCACCUAAAUGAGCAGUGUUUGUUCCUCCCUUCUCCUCAGUGGAUCUUCAGGUUGUGGAAGUGGUCCAACGUGGCGCCCAAAGCCCAGCUUGCCUCCACGUUGUUCACUUUCUUGGUCAACUAGGAGGGGGAAAAAAACAAAACACCAAAUCACUCAAAUGCCUUUUGUAUUUAUUGAAAUAAAAAAAGUAACCAAA
Sebastes umbrosus (honeycomb rockfish) is the source of this 2591-nucleotide messenger RNA. It is a transcript of the gene znf410, whose product is annotated as zinc finger protein 410. Gene Ontology annotation, cellular component: transcription regulator complex; PcG protein complex. The record is from RefSeq and is a predicted model, not a curated record. The transcript has 12 exons. Lineage: Eukaryota; Metazoa; Chordata; Actinopteri; Perciformes; Sebastidae. Gene Ontology annotation, molecular function: RNA polymerase II cis-regulatory region sequence-specific DNA binding; DNA-binding transcription factor activity, RNA polymerase II-specific. Gene Ontology annotation, biological process: regulation of transcription by RNA polymerase II. The coding region runs from base 249 to 1595 and encodes 448 amino acids.